GCUGCGUGCUGCAGGCUGUACUACUGCCGGAGCAGCUCACCUUCUGCUCAACUUUAUUAUAUUCUACGCAAUGGGCACAAGUCUCGUCCUGCUCUGGGUUCUUGCUGCACUCAUCUGCAAUGAGGCUUCCAGCUUCAUGAUCCGGAACAAGCUGCUGGGGAAAUGUCUGCAGGCCCAGGUAGGACGACCCCAGGGCAGGGUGUCCACAGUGGACUGUAGUCCCACCAACCCCCUGCAAGAGUGGCACUGGCAGACUGGGAGUGCGGCCCUGGUGAACGGCCACACGGGGCAGUGUGUGACCGCCCCCGCGGAGCAAUACGAGGGAGUCCAUCUACAACCCUGCGCUGACAGGACAGAGGGGGACGGGGGGAAGAACGGACGUCGUAAACAAGCAUGGUCCUGCUCCAAAAGAGGCCACCUGACACUGCAAGGCAGGGGUGUUCACCUCAUCGCCACCAAAGACUCCGCUCUGGUAUUUCUGUCCAAGGAGCAGAAGCAGCAUGGAAACAGGUGGCUGACACUUGACAACCAGACGUUGUGCAGGGAGAUGGACGACAGCCAACGCCACUUUCAGAAUCAGGGGGAUCCAUUGCAUCUUGUGGUCUCUCCAAGUGUCAUUUCCAGUACAAAGCCUCAACCAAUUGGAGAUGUAUUGGGCUUUGAUGAUUAUCAAAAGGACCAAGUGUCUGAACCAGUCCCUUUGUUCAUAAGCACAAAAGCACCCGGGAAUCCCACCAUGGUGUUCUUCACCAUGGACUAUGGGCUGAGCUGGAAGAUAACUAUGUUGGUCCUCAGCUCUUUGGCUUUAGUGCUGGGGACUGUUAUUCUAAUCCUCAAUGUGUACUCCAACAGGAGGAGGAAGAAGGUGGUGUGUGUGCUGAAGUCCUUCUCUCCGAGGGAAGAGGUGAGCAUUCCUGGGUCUCCGGUGCAGAGUGAAAGGGCCCCACUCACCAGCCACGCCGCGUGCCUCCCGCACACCUCACCCUCUCUACGAGGAGAGAUCCUGAUUGAGUGGAAAGAUGGAACUGUUACUCCUCUUUAAGAAGGCUGAAUGGCUUGUGUAUGAUCUGCAGGGCAUCUGAGACUAAGGUAAAUGUGGACCAUAGUGUGUGUUAUGCUCACCCGCAUGUGUGUGUCUGUGUGUGUGCGUGGGAUACAUGAAAGGGUAUGGAUAAACUGCCUGCUGCCUGACAAGAUUUAUGCUCAGCAGAUGUGGUGUGCAGGUUUUCUUUCCAACAUCAACACUUGCACACAAGGUGAAUAUUUAAGAUUUAAUUGCUCCUCUUUUUACAGAAUUAACCGACUGUAUGUAAUGUAAUUAAAAGUGUGUGUAUUUUUUCAUGAAUUCCACAUUCUAUUCUACAUAAACUCUAGCUGUAUAGAUAUUUAAGUAAUCUGUAACAGAUUUUUAACAGAUUUAUUUUUGGUUGCUUGAAGAAUGUGUUUAAACUAGUGCUGUCAAGUGAUUAAAAUAUUUAAUCGCGAUUAAUUGCAUUAAUGUCAUAGUUAACUCAAGAUUUCGCAAAAACUUUUCUAUUUUAAAUAUCCCUUGAUUUCUUUCUCCCAUUAAUUUUUCUCAUUUUAUUGCUCUUAUCAACAUGGAAAAGUGCAUCGGCUUGCCUUGUGCAAUUUUUUUUUAUUGAUAACAACAUUGGCAUAUACUGAUCAAAGCAGGACGAUACAAAAAAAAAGCCUAUAGUGCAAUUGAACGAUGAACAUACAAACAUACUGCCUUGAAAAUAGAAGUCACGCUACUGCUUCUUUGUUUCGAGCCAAAAAAAAAAAUUGCGUUAAUCGCGCGAUAACAAAAUGAACGCUGUUAAAAUUGGUUUGCGUUAGCGCCGCUAACUGACGCGUUUAACUGACGGCACUAGUUUAAACUUGUUUUAAUGACUAAUGCACUUUUGUGAUACUGACUCUAUGUACUCUGACUUGCUGCACCUUAGUACAUUGAUGAUGUCAGUUCUUGCAUCAUUUCUAAACAUGUAUGCCAGAUGUUUCAUGGCAUAAUAAAAUAUACUUAUUCUAAAUAAACGUUUUAACUUUA
Gadus morhua (Atlantic cod) is the source of this 2047-nucleotide messenger RNA. RefSeq lists its product as uncharacterized. The transcript has 6 exons. The record is from RefSeq and is a predicted model, not a curated record. Bases 71 to 1042 code for a protein of 323 amino acids. NCBI's taxonomy places the organism in Eukaryota, Metazoa, Chordata, Actinopteri, Gadiformes, Gadidae.